AUGAAGAUACCAAGCUCGAGAUUACUGCUCUUCACAUUCUCAGUCCUUUUCCUUUCACUCUCAGUCUCAUGCACAACUUCAAAUCCCGUUCUCGAUGACUUCCUCCAAUGCCUUCCGAAAUAUUCCAACUCCUCCUACCCAAUCUCCGAUCAAAUUAUCACCCAAGAAAGCACCAAAUUUCAAUCUGUUUUCCUGUCAUAUAUUAGAAACCUCAGACUUUUGACUUCCACAACUACAAAACCUUUGGCUAUUGUAACGGCCAACCAUGAAACCCAUGUCCAAGCAACCGUGAUUUGUGCAAAACAAAAUGGUUUGCACAUGAGAAUUCGAAGUGGUGGCCACGAUUACGAGGGCUUAUCCUUCAUAUCAUAUAUAUCAAAUGUUUCCUAUAUAGUCCUUGACAUGUUUAACCUUCGAUCGAUUAAUAUUAACGUUGAAGAUGAAAGUGCUUGGGUUGAGUCCGGAGCUAUCUUAGGUGAACUUUACUAUAACAUAGCGGAGAAAAGCAAAGUUCAUGCAUUUCCUGGGGGAGUUUGUCCAACCGUUGGUGUUGGUGGCCUUUUUAGUGGUGGUGGCUAUGGUCCCAUGAUGAGAAAAUUUGGGCUUACAGUGGAUAAUAUAGAAGAUGCUAGAUUAGUAAACGUGAAUGGUACAAUCCUUGAUAGAAGAUCCAUGGGAGAAGACCUGUUUUGGGCCAUUAGAGGAGGUGGUGGAGCAAGCUUUGGAGUCAUUCUUUCAUGGAAGAUCAAAUUACUUCCAAUUCCACCGAACGUGACUGUUUUCACAAUUACAAGGACACUGGAACAAGGCGCGAUAGAUGUUCUUUACAGGUGGCAGUACGUUGCGCCGAAGCUACCUAAAGACAUAUUCAUUAGAGCAACUUCACAACUCCAUAAUAGUACUGGCCAAGUGAGCAAGAAGACUGUGGAAGUGGUAUUCAAUGGUCUCUAUUUGGGACAAAAGGAAAGCCUUCUUGCUUUGGUAAACCACAGUUUUCCUGAACUAGGUUUGGAGCAAAAAUAUUGCAUUGAAAUGAGUUGGAUAAAUGCCACUUUAUUCUGGGCCGGCUACCCAGCUGGAACUCCCACAACUGUUCUUCUCGACAGGCCAAAGGCACCAGAAAUCUUGUUCAAAAGCAGGUCUGACUAUGUGAAAGAACCAAUUCCGAAAGCAGCACUCGAAACCAUAUGGCAGAAGAUACUUGCUAUGGAGAUGCUUCAGAUGCAGUUGAACCCUUAUGGUGGAAGAAUGAGUGAGAUUUCCGAGUCAGAGACUCCAUUCCCACACAGAGCUGGGAACCUGUUUAAGAUUCAGUAUUACACUCUUUGGGCGAAUGUAACGGACACGAAAAAGUACCUUGACUUGUCAAGCAAGUUUCGUAAAGCAAUGACUCCUUUUGUGUCCAAGAAUCCAAGAGAGGCCUUCCAGAACUACAGAGAUCUCGACAAUGGUGCCAAUUGGAAUAACCAGACUGACACCAAGACUGCUACGGUUUAUGGAAGAAAAUAUUUCAAAAACAAUUUUUAUAGAUUGGUAAGUGUGAAAACCAAGGUUGAUCCUGAAAACUUUUUCAGGCAUGAGCAGAGUAUUCCACCACUUCCCCAUAAAUAA
Molecule: messenger RNA, 1611 nt
Organism: Rosa rugosa (rugosa rose)
Lineage: Eukaryota; Viridiplantae; Streptophyta; Magnoliopsida; Rosales; Rosaceae
Product: berberine bridge enzyme-like 4
Exons: 2
Coding region: 1-1611 (536 amino acids)
Molecular function (GO): oxidoreductase activity; FAD binding
Source: RefSeq, a predicted model, not a curated record